AGGCGGGCGGGAGCGUGCGCGCGGCGGGCGUGAGGCGCGGACUGUUGUGCGCUCCCUCUCUCCUCUCGGGCGGGCGGGCGGCAGCGGCGGCGGCGGAGGCCGUGCGGGGAGCGCUUAGUCUCUCACUCAGGUCCCUCCUCCCUCUCCCUCCCUCCCUCCCUCCCCCGCCCCCCAGCACCCUCGCCCCGCGCGGCGCUUCAGACGCCGGACUGUCCCAGCCCCGAUAUGGCUCGUGGACAGCAGAAGAUUCAGUCUCAGCAGAAAAAUGCCAAAAAACAAGCUGGACAAAAAAAGAAACAAGGACAUGAUCAGAAGGCUGCUGCUAAGGCUGCCUUGAUAUAUACCUGCACUGUCUGUAGGACACAAAUGCCGGACCCUAAGACCUUCAAACAGCACUUUGAGAGCAAACAUCCUAAGACUCCACUUCCUCCAGAAUUGGCUGAUGUUCAGGCAUAAAGUUGUUUACAGGUGAAUUCAUGGCACCUAUUGACUCUUCUACUAUCUCAGACCUUAGGUAACAAACCUGCAGCUGCUUUUCUAACAAACUGUUGAUCAGCAAAAAUAAAGGGGCUACAGAAACUCAUUUUUAUGCUGUUCCCUUUUGGGCUUCAUGCAAAGACAAUUCUGUGUAAAUGUACAGUUGGGCCUUGAUUUGGAAAUUCUGAAAAUCAGUCCAUCCUUGUUAUAAAAAUUUUUUUACAAUUGUAAUUAUAUUGAUGUUCAUAUUGUGUAAAAUAACUCAUUUAAUAAAGUAGUACUUUGAUUUUACAACAUCACAGGAUAAAUGCUUGUAGAAGUUCUGUUCCACCUUUACGCAUCUGCCUUAAAAUCUAAUGAAGACAUCAGCUAGAAUUGCAAAUGCUUUGUCUCUUACCCCUUUCCCAUCAAGUUUGUUGGCUAUUCAAACUAAAGCAGAAUCAUUAAUACAUGUAUUCUAUUGUAUUAUUUUAGGUAGACAGCUAGUGAAACAAAAGAAUUGAUUAAUUGCUUUCAUAUACUUGAUAAAUAUUUUAAUUUGUCGGUUUGUUUAGUAAAACUCCUUAAGAAUUAAUGUGCCAUUCCACUUUCUUCAGUUGUGCCUGUAUUGGGUGUACCACUACUGAAAACAACCUGGAUUAAUAGGUUGUGAGAAGGGAAUUGCAAAUUUGAUAAAAAAUAAUCCUCUUGUUGACCCUGAAUGGGACAUAAAUAAUUGGCUAAUGAACAUUAUUACAAGUAUUUGGUAAAUGAUUGAAGGAAUUGAAUUUUCCUUGCGAAAAAUAAGGUUCUAAAGUCUGCCAUAGUGGGUGACAAAUUAACUAUUUUACGUAAAAGUAAGCUUGGAAAAUUUAUUGCUAUAAACUGGUUUGUCUUUGUUCUAUAAUAUGUAAGUUUCUUUCAGAAUCGUUCUAGAUAGAUUUAAAUUGAAGAUUAUUCUGAAAGAAUUCUUUUAAAUAUUUGCCAAAAUAACUAGAACAGGAAUUAAUUUAAAUGGCCCGGUUUUGUUACUAGUAAAUGUCAUUAAAAGGAAAAAUGGAAUGGCAUACUUGGGCUAAGUACCCAUAUGGGUGUCAUUGACUUUAAGAGUAUGUUUUAAUCUUAUUUUUAAACUCUUAAAGACCAUACAUAUUGGGUUUGGGUUUAAGGUCUUAGAAUAGUUUUAAAUCCACAUACUUAUUAUAUAGGUAUGUUAAAGGUAUUUGUGGAGAAGAGAAUUUAAAUGAAGUAAAACCCUACCAGCUGAAGUGAGGCUAUGUUUAGAAGUUGAUCCUUAACAAUUUAUUUUAAUCAGAACUGAAAGAUUAAGUUUGUUAAUAUUGUCUAUUUUAACUGAUUUUUUUAAUGAAAUAGGGAGAAUAGUAUUCAAAUAUAAACUUUUAGGGAGUAGCACACACUGGUAGCCAGCUCUUACAGACACCAGAUUCUGUCCUUUAUCUAAUUAUCACUGCAAAUUCUUUCUAUGGUUUUGCAUCAUCCACCAUAUUGUACGUAUUACUAUUUAAAAUGAGAUUUUAAGGAAAAAAUCUGAUGGAGAUAGUUGGUAAGAAAAUUCUUACUACUUUACCUGACCAAAAGAAAACCUUUUAAAUUCCCUAAAUAUUACAUGACUAUUAUAUGGUAUCCUAACAUUGAUUCACCAGAAAGUUAGAAUUCUGCCUUUAAUUCAUGUGCUAGGUAUUAUUCUGGUUAAUUUCAGUUAAAAGGAAGUAUUUCUGAGUAUAUAUGUUUUUUCAAUGUUUAGUGAAGUUUUUCCAUUUAAAAAUAAUUAUCUUUGAAUUUCAUUUUUCUUUCAGUUGCCUUACUAAUUGUAUAAUUUUUUAAUAAAAGAUUUUUAUGUUUGUAUUCAGUUCAUUAUGAGAAACUAAAGAACCACAUUUAAAGCUGUAUCACAGUGAUAGGAAAAAUAACAUUUAUCUUGCAUAAAACCUUUAAUUCUCAGACUUAAUAUGUGAAUUGUUCUAUCAGCUACUCUUUUUUUUUUUGGUUGUUGUGUGUGAGUUAAAUCUUCAACAGGGGAAAAAUCUUUAAAUUUCAGAGCCCUAACUGAAUAUUUUUGUAAUUUGAAGAUUCUAUAACAGAUCUAAUUGUUAUGUUGUCUUCAAAAGGCUUAAUAAAAUAUAUUGAGGGAGAAUUUUUUUUUUUCAUUUAUAAGGAGACAUCAGUUGCUGAAGGGAGUGGGGUUAAUAGUAAAUUUGUUUCCACUCUUUCAUAUGACUACCCCCUGUUAACUAACACACUGGAGGCUCAGUUGUGUGCUGUAAUGUCUUAUUAAAGAAAAUAUUAAAGAAAAUAAAGUAGUGUAAAAU
Gracilinanus agilis (Agile Gracile Mouse Opossum) is the source of this 2786-nucleotide messenger RNA. It is a transcript of the gene ZNF706, whose product is annotated as zinc finger protein 706. The record is from RefSeq and is a predicted model, not a curated record. NCBI's taxonomy places the organism in Eukaryota, Metazoa, Chordata, Mammalia, Didelphimorphia, Didelphidae. The transcript has 4 exons. The coding region runs from base 226 to 456 and encodes 76 amino acids.